AUGUCCCAAGCUCAGCUCUCCAAGGCGGACGCCCAAGUCCUCGCUCAAGUCUUUGAUCCGGAAAGCGCUCCGACAAAGGUCGAAGUGAUCAUAGACCCAGAGCUGCCAACCGAUCGCCAUGUACAAGAUCAAGAGAAACUAAGUCAACUCAAGGCUCGAGAGAAAGAGGCCAUCUCCCUGAUAGACGAAGCCGAGAAGCAAAAGUCUACCAAGGAAACGGCCUAUCGAGACGCUUUAUCAAUUUUGGAUGACUUGAUUGAGGCGAACCCCGACUACGCAUCUGCUCGGAACAAUCGUGCUCAACUUCGCCGAUGGAUGUACGGUGAUCGCAACACACUUUGCCAGACCAGGUCAAGAAGAGACCUCGAGCGACAAUCAGCAGGUGAAGCGGCGGUAACGGACCUUCAAUCGUGUAUCGAAUUUGCAUCCCCGGCAAGGCAGCAAGAUGCAGUCUCACCAAGUCAAGGUCGUCUGCUUGCGCAAGCAUUCACACAGCUUGGCGCGUUGUAUUAUGCCGCAUCGAAAGAUUUGGAUCGUGAUCCUGCCGCAGAGUCUGUGGAUUUUGGUGGCGAGGUCUGGAGCCAGAGCAGGUUUGAGGAGGAAGCAUCACGGCUCUUCUAUCUUGGUGGGUUGUAUGGAAAUGAAGUUGCCAAGGCCCUCGCUGUGCACACGAACCCCCAUGCAAAGCUUUGCGGAAGCAUCGUGAAGGAAGCUAUGCGCAAAGAGUUGGCAGCAGCGCCGUGA
Messenger RNA from Pseudocercospora fijiensis CIRAD86, 744 nucleotides. RefSeq lists its product as uncharacterized. Bases 1 to 744 code for a protein of 247 amino acids. Gene Ontology annotation, biological process: cilium assembly. Gene Ontology annotation, molecular function: protein binding. The record is from RefSeq and is a predicted model, not a curated record. The transcript has a single exon. NCBI's taxonomy places the organism in Eukaryota, Fungi, Ascomycota, Dothideomycetes, Mycosphaerellales, Mycosphaerellaceae.